Knipowitschia caucasica is the source of this 540-nucleotide messenger RNA. The record is from the annotation of a GenBank genome assembly. Lineage: Eukaryota; Metazoa; Chordata; Actinopteri; Gobiiformes; Gobiidae.
AUGGUGGUCCCUCUCUACAAGAAGGGGGACCAGAAGGGUGUGUUCCAAUUAUUGUGGGAUCACACUCCUCAGCCUUCCCGGAGGAGCAGUGUGGUUUUCAUCCCGGCCACGGAACACUGGACCAGCUCUAUACUCUCCAUCGGUUCAUUGAGUGUUCAUGGGAGUUCGCCCCCAACCGGUCCACAUGUGUUUGUGGAUUUGGAGAAGGUGUUCGACCGUGUUCUCCGGGAUGUCCUUUGGGGGGUUCUCCAGGAGUACGGGGUAUUCUGCCUUAGGGCCUUACGGGCCCUGUAUGACCGGAGCAGAGCUGCGUUCGCAUCAGCAAUGCAGGAGGGGGUCCGGUUCGGGGACCACAGGAUUUCAUCUCCGCUUUUUGCAGACGAUGUUGUCCUGUUGGCUCCGAGGUGCCUUGCCCUCUCCAGGUGGGUGGAGAGGUCCUUCCUCAAGGAGUUCAAGUAUCUCGGGGUCUUGUUCACGAGUGAGGGAAGGAUGGAGAGUGAGAUUGACAGGCGGAUCGGUGCAGUGAUGCGGUCGCGGUGA